GCGGCGGCACGGAUGUUUGCCGAUGACACAAACAUAAGUGUCCACGGUGAAAGUAUCAACGAAAUCGAGCCAGCACUUAACGCUGAAAUCAAAAACAUUCAUAAAUGGCUGCUUACUAACAAACUAAGCCUCAAUGUUGCCAAAACUGAAUUUAUGAUUAUUGGUUCACGCCAAAAAUUUACCGCACAUUGUGAUCAAACAAUCACAGUAAAAAUUGACGAAAAUGAGAUCCAAAAUGUCGAUUGUUCAAAAUCAUUAGGCGUUACCAUCGACAAAAAUUUGAAUUGGUCUGUGCAUAUUCAAAAUGUCGUUAAGAAGGUUUCAUCCUGUAUAGGAGCCUUAAAACGUGUAAGACCUUUUAUUUCGCGCGAAACAGCAAUUCAAAUUUACAAAGCGCUUAUUCUCCCCCACUUUGACUAUUGUAGUACAGUGUGGGGUGGACUAAGCAAUGAGCUUAGCGAUCGACUGCAAAAACUUCAAAACCGUGCGGCUAGAGUCAUCACAAGAACUAAUUAUGAUACACGAUCUAGCCACUUACUUGAAAGUCUAAAUUGGGACACGCUUGCUAUUCGUCGAGACAAACAAAAGGCAACUCUUAUGUUUAAGACAAUAYGCAAGUGUGUCCCAACAUACUUACAAAAUCUUUUCGAUSACAAARAGCUUAAGUAUGAUUUACGAAACCAACAACACGCACUAUCACUUCCUAAGCCACGUACUGAAUAUCUUAAAAAAUCCUUUAGUUACAGUGGCGCUUUAUUGUGGAAUAGCCUGUCACCUAGUGCAAAAGAGGCAAAAAAUAUUUCACAAUUUAAAAAAAGGAUUGAACAUGUGUUGUAAUGCUGACUCCACGGCCUACAUGUAAAACAGUAUCUAAAGCAAAUAUAUUUUAAUGUAUAUAUAUAUGUAUAAUAUUUUUAUAUAAUUGUAAAUUUUUAGAAUAUAUUUUAGCUUAAUUGACUGAUGUAACUUUUUACCGUGGUA
Molecule: messenger RNA, 981 nt
Organism: Exaiptasia diaphana
Lineage: Eukaryota; Metazoa; Cnidaria; Anthozoa; Actiniaria; Aiptasiidae
Exons: 1
Coding region: 13-837 (274 amino acids)
Source: RefSeq, a predicted model, not a curated record